Dufourea novaeangliae is the source of this 2772-nucleotide messenger RNA. RefSeq names its product PDZ and LIM domain protein Zasp (gene Zasp52). The record is from RefSeq and is a predicted model, not a curated record. NCBI's taxonomy places the organism in Eukaryota, Metazoa, Arthropoda, Insecta, Hymenoptera, Halictidae. The transcript has 16 exons. Gene Ontology annotation, molecular function: actin binding; muscle alpha-actinin binding. Gene Ontology annotation, cellular component: adherens junction; stress fiber; Z disc. The coding region runs from base 680 to 2749 and encodes 689 amino acids. Gene Ontology annotation, biological process: actin cytoskeleton organization; heart development; muscle structure development.
GUGGUCCACGCCCGCGUCACCAUCCUGCCGAUUAUUUAUAACUCCGGGUACCAGCCGAAAUAGAUAAAUCCUGAUGACGGUUUCCUUCCUCUAUUCCAUUAAAACGCUCGCGUUCUGCCCUCCUCGUCGCACCUUCCGUCAACCCCUUCCACCAUAGGCGAUACACACUACUCCGGAUCGCGUUCUCGUUCCUUCCCGCGCGUGUGUUGGGUCUCUAUCCCCAUCCCCGCCCCUGGCCAGAACCGCGGCAGAGUCGAAUCGGAUGGAAGGAAGGCAAGCGAGGCAGGCCCCGCUGGCCGACUGACCGUCCUCGACGUCUGUUAUACCUUUACUCCGGUCUGCGCGUUCUUCAAGAACGUACGUGCCGCCCGCCGUUCUCCCCAAACCGCGCGAUUCCGCCGCCGCAGCCGCCGCCGCCUCCUCGCAAACGGCAGACGUCAACCGUGACCGACCGGUGCAACGUGCGACUGCUCUCCGUCAGUCUUCGCUUUUCAGUUCGAGCCGCGCCAGGAAAUCGUUCUGCACUGCUCUUGCCUCCGUUCUUUCACUUCUUCGUCCUCUCUGUCCGCGCACACCGAGAGCCAUACACGCCAAGCCGUUCGUUUACUCGCAUCUCGGGCUUGUUCGCCGCGCAACGAUUCAGUUUUGAUCGUCGACCAGGUGAACGAUAUCAGUGAUAAUGGCCCAGCUGAUCAGCGUCAAACUGUCCAGGUUCGACGGAUCCCCGUGGGGCUUUCGUCUACAGGGCGGCAAGGACUUUGGCACCCCACUGGUCGUACAGAAGGUUAACAGCGGCUCGCCGGCGGAAGCAGCAGGCCUGAAGGCCGGCGAUUCAGUUAUCAGGGUGAACAGCACCGAAGUAUACAACCUGAGGCACAAGGACGCGCAGGAUGUUAUUGUCAGAGGCGGCAACAAUUUCGAGAUGACCAUACAGAGAGGUGGAGGCGCAUGGAAGCCGCACGUGUCGCCUCUGAGCUCCACCCUUCCGUCGCCGUCGCCCACCUCGAUGGGUAACAUUACUCCAGUCACGAAGACAUCCUUGGCAGCCAAGAAACAGGAUGGAUCGCACAUCGGAAGCGGCCACAACUUCAGUCCAAAACCAUUCCUUAAUGGAACGGGCGACGGUCCAAUCAAGUCGAUCGUGAACAAACAGUACAACAGCCCGGUAGGAAUCUACAGCGAGGAGACCAUCGCGGAGACAUUGUCCGCGCAGGCGGAAGUCCUGGCUGGAGGUGUUCUUGGGGUGAACUUCAAAAAGAACGAGAAGAACUAUAACGCCGAGAACAGCGAAGUAUUCAAGAUGGUCCAGGAGGCGGAUAAAGAACCAAAGACACCGGAGCCUGUUCAUCCGAGAACAGAGUUUUACUCAUCGGUGAGCCACGCCGUUGGCGGAAGGGCCACCUCGCCGAGAUCACCCACGCCUCUAUUUCAUGCACUCCACGGCAAUGGUCCGGUCUUCAAUUCCAAUGAAAAUUCGUGGAAACGUCCGCCGCAACGACAGGAGUCGUCGUCGUCCUCCUCCCCCUCUUCGGGCACGUCGAUCGUCCGUUGUAGCAACUGCGACCGAGUGAUCGUGGGCGUGUUCGUCAGGAUCAAGGAGAAGAAUCUUCACGUGGAAUGCUUCAAAUGUUCCACCUGCGGCACUUCCCUGAAGAACGUCGGUUACUACAACAUCAAUAACAAACUGUACUGCGACAUUCACGCGAAACUGGUCGCCAGGCAAAACGCACCUGCUGGCAUGGUUCCAAUCACCGUACCGCCAGGCGGAAAGGCCCCGGCCAGCACCAUUUCCGCUGCGCUAGCGAAUGCACCGCUGUCUCCACCCCUGAGUAACCACGCAUCCUCGCCUCUACCGUUCUCUCCCACCCGCCUUGGCACAUCGCCCGUCGAUCCACCCAGUUUCCGAUCAGUCCAGGCGCCAGCGUCCAACAACCUAAUUGGUCCCAAGCCGUUCGGGGGAUCGAGCAAUCUAUCAUCGAAUCUGUCGUCGCCGCCGCUAGUGAACACAGGAAAUAGCACUCUGCCGCGACCGCAGAGUCAGACCGUGACUGGUCUCUUCUCCGUCCUGCCAAAGCCAAAAAGCACGCCCUUCAGAGGUACCGGAGUCGGUGGCCUCGGUGGUGCCGGUUCGAAGAGCGGAACGUUCGCUGGCAGCAGCGCGCCGAAACGUGGAAGGGGAAUACUGAAUCAGGCGAGUGGACCAGGAUCACGUGUGCCACUCUGCGCCCAUUGCAACUCUUACGUCAGGGGGCCGUUUAUCACCGCGUUGGGACAAAUUUGGUGUCCUGAACACUUCGUCUGCGUGAACACGCAAUGUCGUCGACCUCUUCAAGAUAUCGGAUUCGUCGAAGAGAAGGGACAGCUUUACUGCGAAUACUGUUUCGAACGUUUCAUCGCGCCGAACUGCAACAAAUGCAACAACAAGAUCAAAGGCGAUUGUCUGAACGCGAUUGGAAAGCACUUCCACCCUGAAUGCUUCAAAUGUUCGUAUUGCGGCAAGCUCUUCGGUAACAGCCCCUUCUUCCUCGAAGAGGGAUUGCCCUAUUGUGAAGCUGAUUGGAACGAGCUGUUCACGACAAAGUGUUUCGCGUGUGGAUUCCCCGUCGAAGCUGGAGAUCGCUGGGUAGAGGCCCUGAACAAUAAUUACCACAGCCAAUGUUUCAACUGCACGAUGUGCAAGAAGAAUCUCGAGGGCCAGAGUUUCUACGCAAAGGGCGGCCGUCCAUUCUGCAAAAAUCAUGCGCGUUAGACCUUACAACUGUAACCCUGAUG